AUGACAGAUGCGGGUGAUCGUGAUAACCGUGAAUCCGAAUCUGUGCUUGUCACCAUGCCAGGAGUCACUGUCGUUACACCUGCUGGAUUUGUAACUGUCACCGUGCCCGGCGACACCACGACGCCUGGAGGUAGACCUGGCUCCGUGAUGGUUACCAAUCCCGUAGUCAUGGUUGUCAAACUGCCUGACGAGCCUGCUUCUGGGAAAGCCCCUGAUGAGGCUUGGGUGAAGGUUCCUGGUGAGGCUUGGCUGAUACUGGAACUGGUCUGGCUUUUGAUGGACCGGGACCCUUAG
Messenger RNA from Penicillium riverlandense, 294 nucleotides. RefSeq lists its product as uncharacterized. The transcript is spliced from 2 exons. NCBI's taxonomy places the organism in Eukaryota, Fungi, Ascomycota, Eurotiomycetes, Eurotiales, Aspergillaceae. The record is from RefSeq and is a predicted model, not a curated record. The coding region runs from base 1 to 294 and encodes 97 amino acids.